Molecule: messenger RNA, 3076 nt
Organism: Mytilinidion resinicola
Lineage: Eukaryota; Fungi; Ascomycota; Dothideomycetes; Mytilinidiales; Mytilinidiaceae
Product: multifunctional beta-oxidation protein-like protein
Exons: 4
Coding region: 201-2903 (900 amino acids)
Molecular function (GO): oxidoreductase activity
Source: RefSeq, a predicted model, not a curated record
CCUGAGCCGCUUGCAACGCUCACUCCGCACCUCUCCUCUCCCCUCCGUAACCUCUACAUAUCCAUUGUCAGCUUUUGAGCGUAGUCCGCUGCCAUCCGUGUUCCCCGCGACGAGUCCUAGAUCAGCGGAGACACUCGCAUCUCUUUGUUGCCUGCUUGCGUCGGAUUGAGAGUUUGUAAUCACACACACACACUGCAGCCAUGUCUGAACUGCGGUAUGACGGCCAGACGGUCGUGGUGACGGGUGCUGGUGGUGGGCUCGGGAAGGCGUACGCCACGUUCUUUGGAAGCCGGGGCGCGAACGUUGUCGUGAAUGAUCUUGGGGGGAGCUUCAAGGGCGAGGGCAAGAGCAGCAAGGCUGCCGAUGUCGUCGUCGACGAGAUUGUGAAAGCUGGCGGCAAGGCCGUAGCAAACUACGACAACGUCCUGGACGGCGAGGCUAUCAUCGAUACGGCGAUCAAGGCGUUCGGACGCAUUGAUAUACUCAUCAACAAUGCUGGCAUUCUACGGGAUGUCAGCUUCAAGAAUAUGUCGGACCAGGACUGGGACUUGGUCCUGGCGGUGCACGUUCGGGGUGCGUAUAAGUGUGCUAGGGCGGCGUGGCCGCAUUUCAGGAAACAGAAGUAUGGUCGUGUUAUUAGCACUGCGUCUGCGGCUGGAUUGUUUGGAAACUUUGGACAGGCCAACUACUCUGCUGCGAAACUGGCACUUGUUGGCUUCACCGAGACACUGGCGAAGGAAGGUCUGAAAUAUGAUAUCCUCUGCAACACCAUUGCCCCGAUCGCCGCUAGUCGAAUGACCGAGACUAUUAUGCCCCCAGAUGUUCUGAAGGCCCUUCAGCCCAGCUGGGUUGUGCCCCUCGUCGCUGUCCUCACCCAUAAAUCGAACACCGAGACUGGAGCGAUAUACGAGGUCGGAGGUGGUCACAUUGCGAAGAUCCGAUGGGAGCGCUCGAAGGGUGCCAUAUACCGCGCCGACAGCUCUUUGACCCCUGGUGCGGUGCUCAGCAAGUGGAACGAGGUCAAUGACUUCUCCGAACCUGAGUACCCCACUGGCCCAGCCAACUUCAUGGAGCUGCUCGAGGAGGCACAGAAGCUCCCCCCGAACAAGCCAGGCGAAAACCUCGACUUCAAGGGCAAGGUUGUGCUCAUCACUGGCGCUGGGGCUGGUCUCGGCCGCGCCUACGCUCUGCUAUUUGCCAAACUAGGUGCCAAGGUCGUUGUCAACGAUCUCGUCAACCCAGAUACCGUUGUCCAGGAGAUCCAGAAGCUGGGUGGUGAAGCGGUUGGAAACAAGGCCAACGUGACCGACGGUGAUGCUGUUGUCAAGGGUGCGAUUGACGCCUAUGGCCGCGUCGAUGUUCUCAUCAACAACGCUGGUAUCCUCCGGGACAAGGCCUUCACUAACAUGGACGACAAGAUGUGGGACAUUGUUAUGGAAGUGCAUGCACGUGGUACCUACAAGGUCACGAAGGCUGCAUGGCCCUACAUGCUCAAGCAGAAAUACGGCCGCAUCAUCAACACCACCAGCACCAGCGGCAUUUACGGAAAUUUCGGCCAGGCUAAUUACGCUGCGGCCAAGUGUGCUAUCCUCGGUUUCUCCCGUGCUCUUGCUCGCGAGGGCGCUAAGAACAACAUCUUCGUCAACACCAUUGCUCCCAACGCUGGAACUGCGCUCACUCGGACCAUCAUGCCUGAGGAGAUGGUUCAGGCCUUCAAGCCAGAUUACGUGGCGCCACUAGUCGUCCUGCUCUGCUCAGAUAAAACCCCUGACCCACCCACUGGUCGCCUAUACGAAGUUGGCAGUGGCUGGGUUGCUCAGACGAGGUGGCAGCGAACUGGCGGUCAUGGAUUCCCCAUCGAUGUCCCGCUGACCCCAGAGGCGGUUGUUCAGCAGUGGGAAAAGAUUAACAACUUCGACGAUGGUCGUGCUGAUCACCCGGAGAGCAGUAAUGAUGGCCUCAAGUCUAUCAUGGCUAACAUGCAGAAUCUUGCCAACAAGAAGAAGGGUGGAAAAGUCAACCAGGAAAUACUAUCCGCCAUUGAUGCUGCUAAGGCUGCGAAGGCAGAGGGAACUAAGUUUGUGUAUGACGAGAAGGAUGUCAUUCUUUACAAUCUCGGCGUUGGCGCCAAACGCACCGACCUCCCCCUCGUCUUCGAGUCCUCCGACGACUUCCAAGUCCUUCCCACCUUCGGAGUCAUCCCUCCCUUCGGCGCCGUCGCCCCCUUCUCCCUCGACGACAUCGUCCCCAACUUCUCCCCCAUGAUGCUACUCCACGGCGAGCAGUACCUCGAAAUCCGCAAAUUCCCCAUCCCCACCGAAGCCACCCUCAUUUCGUAUCCCAAACUCGUCGAAGUCGUUGACAAGGGCGCCGCCGGCAUCGUCGUCACUGGCACUCUCACCAAGGACGCAAACACCGGCGAAGACGUCUUCUACAACGAAAGCACCGUCUUCAUUCGCGGCUCAGGCGGCUUCGGCGGGCCCAACAAGGGCGGCAACCGCGGCGCUGCUACUGCUGUGCAUAAGCCACCGCCACGCGCGCCUGACGCUGUCGUCGAGGAGAAGACGACCGAAGAACAAGCAGCGCUAUACCGUCUGUCCGGCGACCGGAAUCCGCUACACAUAGACCCCGAGUUCUCGAAGGUCGGCGGAUUUAAAGUGCCUAUCUUACAUGGAUUGUGCUUCUUUGGGUUCAGCGGCAAGCAUGUGCUGCAGACGUAUGGCGCGUUUAAGAACAUUAAGGUCCGGUUUGCGGGCACGGUGCUGCCCGGGCAGACGCUGAGGACGGAGAUGUGGAAAGAGGGGAACCUGGUUAUUUUCCAGACGAAGGUGGUGGAGACGGGGAAGUUGGCGAUUGCGGGGGCGGGGGCGGAGUUGCUGGAGGGGGCGAAGGCGAAGUUGUAGGUUGUAGGUUACAGGGGAAAAUAUGACGGUUGAUUAGGGGGCUUAUAUUGAUAGGAAAUUUCACGCUUGUUCUUUUCAAAAGUAUGUGGGUUGAGUGGUUUUCUACAGGAUUGUGAUUGAACUCUUGGAAUGCGACUAGAGUAUAGUUUCGAUCGGUGUGAAAGAGGUAUCCC